Molecule: messenger RNA, 3647 nt
Organism: Chlamydomonas reinhardtii
Lineage: Eukaryota; Viridiplantae; Chlorophyta; Chlorophyceae; Chlamydomonadales; Chlamydomonadaceae
Exons: 12
Coding region: 342-3161 (939 amino acids)
Biological process (GO): transcription preinitiation complex assembly; transcription by RNA polymerase III; DNA-templated transcription initiation
Cellular component (GO): transcription preinitiation complex; transcription factor TFIIIB complex; nucleus
Molecular function (GO): RNA polymerase III type 3 promoter sequence-specific DNA binding; TBP-class protein binding; RNA polymerase III general transcription initiation factor activity
Source: RefSeq, a predicted model, not a curated record
CUAUUCAAUUGUGGAUGCCAGCCCCCCCCACAGGGGCAUCGUGCUGGGCUCGCGUAACAGCCCUUCGCUCUCUUGGUUUUCGACUGUAGUUUGCACUCAACCGCAUUCCUUUUCCUGCAACGAAUACGCUUUAACCUGGGCCUGUACAGUGCCUUGGCGAGGCAGCCCCCGAAAAGAGGGCGCAGCGCGCGCAACUCGGGUGGAGCGGCCGCGAGCGCCCCUCCUGCGGCUACGGCCAGUGCUGCUGGCGCCCUUUGCAGCCUGGUAGCUUGGAGGCGCUAAGGACCUCGCGCGAGCCUUAGCCUGGGCGCUGCCGGGCGAGGCGGCAACCGCUCGUGAAGAUGGUGUGGUGCGCUCAGUGCGCGGCGGAUGUGGAGGUGGAGGCGGAUGACCAAAAUGGAUUCGCGUGCUGCGUCCAGUGCGGCCGCGUGGUUGAGGACACGGCCUUCAGCAGUGACGUCAUGUUCACAAAGGGCGGGGACGGCGAGGGCGAGAUGGUGGGGCAGAUGGUGGGCGCCAGCGGAGAGGCGCGAGGGCUGGGCCGCUACUCGGGCGGCCGCAUGUGGGGCAGCGGGGGCGAUAGCCACGAGGCCGCCGUGUCUCGCGGGCGGCACGAGAUCGUGAGCCUGGUGGAGGCGCUGCGCAUCUCGCCCAGCGGCGAGGCGGUGGAGGCGGCGCACCGGCUGUACCGCCUGGCGCUGCAGAGGAACUUCACGAGGGGGCGCAGGGUCAACCAGGUGGCCGCCGUGUGCCUCUACAUCUUCUGCCGCCUGGAGCGGCGCCCCUACAUGCUCAUCGAUUUCUCAGACCACCUGUCCGUCAACGUGUACGCACUGGGCGCGGUGUUCCUGCAGCUGCUCAAGCUGCUGCGCCUGGACGAGCACGGCACGCUGACCAAGCCCAUCGACCCCUCGCUGUUCCUCAACCGCUUCGUGGACCGGCUGCGGCUGCCCACGCAGGAGCUCAAGUCGAAAGUGGGCAACACGGCGAUGCGGCUGGUGCAGUCCAUGAAGCGCGACUGGAUGCUGACGGGGCGGCGGCCCAGCGGCAUCUGCGGCGCGGCGUUGUUCCUGGCGGCGCACAUACACGGCGUGGAGAAGACCAAGAGGGACGUGAUUGCCAUUGUGCACAUCGGCUGGGCCACGGUGGAGAAGCGCGUCAUGGAGCUGGCGGAGACGCGGGACGCCCAGCUCACGCUCAAGGAGAUCAGCGAGCGCGAGAAGGCGGUGGACGACCAGCGGGAGCAAAUGCUGCUAGAGUAUGAGCGGCAGGCGGCGGAGAACCCGCAGCGCCCGGCCGCGCUCAUGCCGCCGCCGGAGGCGGUGGACGGCGAGGAGGGCGAGGGCGAGGGCGCGGUGGUGGCGGUGGACCCGAACGAGGUGGGCCGCUACUGCGAGCACGUGCGGGCGGGCGCGCCGCUGCUGGCGCACGGCAUGUGUCGCGGCUGCCUGGAGGACUACCUCAAGAUCACACUGGCAACACAGGGCGCCAACGACCCGCCCUGCUACAUGGCCAACCUGCGGCGGGACGUGAAGCGCCGCGUGCGUGAGCAGCUGGCGGCGGAGAAGGGAGGACUGCUCAUAAAGGGCUCGGGUGAAAUGCUGGCGCUGCCGGGCCCCUCCGGCUCCUCCGGUGCCGGCGGCGGCGGUGGCGAUGACGCCCUGGAGGACCUGCACCGGCGCCGCCACCUGGAGAACGAGGAGGCGCUGGAGCCGGGCGUCAGCGGCGAGCAGCCGAGCACGGACAAGGACAAGGACAAGGACAGCGCAGUAGUGCCAGCGGCCAGCGGGAGGCGGAGACGGGGGAAAGCAGCGGAAAGCAGCGAUGGUGCGGGGCCAUCCACAUCAGCUGGCGGGGGCGCGGCGGCAGCCGCAACUGGUGGCACGGGCGCGUACGGCAGCGCCGAGGACGGCGCGGGGCCGGGGCCCAGCAGCGCAGCUGCAGCCGGCGGCGGCAGUGCUGCGCCUCGGGCUCGGGCUGGGUCGCUGCGCUCCGAGGAAGACGACUUUGACGCCGCGCUGCACAGCUCCGAGCUGCAGCCGCUGGCCAAGGCGCUGGGCGGCGAGGCGGCGGCGGUGGCCAGUGCGCCGCUGAGGCGGGCGGCCAGCCCCAGCCCCGAGGCGGAGGAGGGGGAAAGGCGGGCGGCAGGGGAAGCGGGAGCUGAGGGGGACGCUGCGCGGGGGUCAAAGCGGCAGAAGGUGCAUGCGUCGGAAGCCGGCGUGGCGGCGGCGGAGGCGGGGGCAGCAGCCGCAGACGCGGAAGCGGGCGGCGGCGCCGCAGGAGCAACCGCACCAGCAGCAGGUCUCUCUAGUGAGAUCGCGGCGGCGGCGGACGCGGAGCGCAGGGCGGCGGCCGCUGCGGUGGCGGCGCCAUCGGCCGCCGCUGACGACGAGGACGACGACGAGGAGCUGUCUGACCACCUGUCCGACGUGGACGACGACGACAUAGGCUGCUACCUGGCCACCUCGGAGGAGGCCUCGGUGCGGGAGUCGCUGUGGGUGGAGAUGAACAAGGACUGGAUCGAGAAGCAGGAGCUGAAGCGCAAGGAGGCGGAGGAGGCCGCCAAGGACCCCAGCAAGGCCGGCUCCGACAAGACCAAGCGCAAGUACAAUCGGAAGCCCAAGGCCGAGAUUCCGGCCGCGGGUGACGCCGCCGCCGCCGCGCGCAACAUCCUGGAGGCCAAAAAGCUGUCCAACAAGAUCAACUACGGAGCCCUGGAGGACCUGUUCGGAGGAGGCGGAGCAGAGGACGGCAGCGGCGCCGCCGGCGCCGCCGCGGGCGCCGCCGGGCGACGCUCCGCGUCGCCAGACCCGGCCGUGGCCCCUGUGGCUGCUGGAUUUGGCGCGUUGGGGAGGCCGUCUGCCGCGGCGGCUGCGGCUGCGGCGUUCGCGGAUGAUUUGGAGCCCCGGCCGGCGGUGGCGGCGGCGCUGGCGAAGCGCGCAGCGGAGCGGGCGCGGGCUCAGGCGGCGGACGCGGACAAGUACGCGGCGGCGCUGGAGGACGAGCAGCGGAAGCGUGUGGGGGGCGGCAGUGGAGGCGCCGGGGGCGGGCUGGCAGGCGGUUUCUUGGACUCACUGACAUUUGCGCGGGGUGGUGCUGGUGGCGGUGAGGGCGGGCGUGCUCGGCCAGCUGGUCUGAGCUUGAGGCCACGAGGGCGGUGAGAGAGAGUGCCCUGCAGGUGCCCGGUCUUGCCGUGUUGGUUUCGGUGUGCGGCCCGGCCGAGGCCGUGGUUGUGCAGCUGCUGGCUGGGUUCGAAGCAUGCCCAAGUAGGCAAGCUGGCAGGGUGCCGUACCAUUGGUGGCCAGCAGGCAGGGUGUGUGCCGCACUGUCCGAUGUCUGUAACAUGUGGUGAUGUGAUUCGUCCAUACUUAUCACCUGUAUUGGCAUUGUGGCUCCCGGGCUUUGUACAUAACCGCCAUGGAGUUGGUGCGAGGCCAGGGCAAAGCUGCAGGAAGCCGGGAACUUGGUUGUGCACGACCCGUGCAGGGACCAAGGGUGCAGGGACCACGGUGAUGGCGAUAGCAGCGGCGGCACAACCGCUCAGCCUAUGCAUAUCCCUAGGAGCUAGAAGCUUGUGCACUUAAUGGCACAAUGCCGCACAGGGUGCGUCCGCGGCCCCGAGCUGCGUGGAAUUCUCACCUGCUGAA